This is a messenger RNA of Melampsora larici-populina 98AG31, 2362 nucleotides long. RefSeq lists its product as uncharacterized. The transcript has 2 exons. The record is from RefSeq and is a predicted model, not a curated record. Bases 186 to 1880 code for a protein of 564 amino acids. Lineage: Eukaryota; Fungi; Basidiomycota; Pucciniomycetes; Pucciniales; Melampsoraceae. Gene Ontology annotation, cellular component: endoplasmic reticulum membrane. Gene Ontology annotation, molecular function: sphingosine-1-phosphate phosphatase activity.
UACAAACAACCUCAAACUGUGACCAUCGAUUCAGAUUGACAACCUCAACUCAAGAACUAACUGGCUUCAUCUUGGAAGCUCCUGGAUUGAACUCAAAAGGAACCUCAAUCGAUCAAACAAACUCAUCAGAAGCACCAAACUUAACUGAUUAACUGAAGUUGAAUUCAUUCCAAGAAGCUGCCAUUAUGAAGGAAGAUAAUGAAACAAACUUAUCAUCGAGCAAUUUAACUCCUAUCAUCAAAACAACAACAACUACAACCAUAACCGAAAAGAAAACAAUAAACGUCAAAGAACCAACAAAGAAGACAACAAUGACCGAAACAACUACAACAACAACUACGAGGGAAGAAACUAAUGACUCAAGCAUGGUUCAGCAGGCUGGAACUCAGCCUGAUCAUGUCUAUCAAUCUCAAAUGUCAAACUUCAGAUUCAAGAUCAGAAGUCAAUUGCUACGUUCAUUAAAUGCAGAAAUCUCAAUCUUACAUCAAAUUCAAAUCAAAACUAAAUCACCUUUAUUAGAUUUUAUCAUGUUAAAUUCAUCUUGGUUAGGAUCUCAUUCAUUCUUUAUAUUGACAUUACCUCUAUGUUUUUGGUUUGAUCAAAAUCCAACUCAAGCAAGAUCUCAUGUUUAUAUUUUAUCUAAUUCAGUUUAUCUUACUGGGUUUUUGAAAGAUUAUCUUUGUGUGCCUAGACCAUUUUCACCUCCGAUCAAGCGAUUAACGAUCAGCAAUCAUGAAUCUGAAUACGGGUUUCCUUCUACUCAUUCUGCUACUUCAGUCACUACAAUAUUCAUGAUCUUAAAUCACCUAAGUCAAUUAAAUCAUCUAUCUACUUCGUUCCGUUGGUCAACUUAUUUGAUUUUAUUCAUUUAUGGGAUUCUGUUAAUUUUCGGUCGAAUUUAUUGUGGUAUGCAUUCAAUUCAAGAUGUCAUGAUGGGUUGUUUGAUUGGAUUUUUAGUUUAUGUUUCACAUGAAUUUUAUCUUUUAGAUUGCUUAACUCAAAUCCUAGAAUUCGAUUUUAUGAAAUCAGAUUUCAUGAUCUUUAAAAUCUUAAAUAUUCCAAUCAUGAUCAUUUCAAUUGGAUUAUUUUUCACAAGUUUAUAUCCUGAACCUAUAGAUAAUUGUCCUUGUUUUGAAGAUUCUACUGCUUUUUUGGCUGUUUCGAUAGGGAUAAUGAUUUCACAUUAUCUUACUGGAAAUCAAUUCAUUCCGAUCAGACCAUUUUUUGGUCAUAAUGAUCUUACUUCAUCAACAUCAAAUCCAUUAGAAUCUUUAUGUAUUGAAGGUUUAAAAUCAAUUUUAAAGAUCAUCAUUGGACUUUUUAUAAUCUUUCUUUGGCGUUUAAUCAUAAAAGAGAGUUUAUCUAGAUUAUUACCCAAACUAUUCAAAUUAUUUUCACCUUUAAUCGAUUUACCUAGAAGACAUUAUGAUUCAACCAAGAAUUAUUCGAUUUAUAGAACUCAAUUAAAUCAAAAAACUAAACAAGCUGGAUUAAAAGCUAAAUUGAUUCCAUCUCUAUUACAUUUAGCUAUACCAGAUGAAGAUCAAGGAUUAAAAUCGAAUUCCGAAAAAGGGGUUAUUCAAGAUCAAAAUCAAAAUCAAAAGGAAACGGUAAACCAACAAACAGAAAAAGACAUUGAGGUUUUGAAAGAUCCAAAUCAAUCAAAUCUUAAAUCUAGAAAAAAUUCAAAUCCUCAACACCUAAAACCUUCCAAAACUUCUCAGACAUCAACUACUACUCAUCAAAUUAAACAAUGGAAACCUCCCACUGAUGUUAAACAUCAUGAUAUAGAUGUUUUAAUGAGAUUCAUCGUUUAUUGUGGUAUAGGAUUCUUAGCAGCCUAUGCUUUGCCUUCUUUGUUUUACAAAAUCGGAAUUUAAUGCAAAAAAAACAAAUUCCUUGUCUAACUCGUCUGUUUUUAUGCAAUCAAUCAAACUUAAAAUAGAUCUUUAGUAUAUGUGUCAUUUUGUUUUGAAAAAAAUACUGAAAAAACGGCAAUUUGAAUUUAAUAUCUUUCUGUUUUGAUUUCUUUAUCAUUGGUUUUUAUUCUAAUGGUUGUAUUCAUAAAAAAAAUUCCGUACUCUUGUUUUUUGGCUAACUGAUCAAUAAUCGAUUUCUUCCUUUUACUCAUCUUUUCAAAAAUUGUUCUUUGAUUAUUUCAUCACUUUCUCUUGAUUUCCUUUCCUUUUCUUUUGAAUUGAGUGAUGAUUUCAAUUUUAUCGGGCAUAUGUUUGUGGAAUUCAGUAGAUUUCUUUUUUUUAUCAAUUCAAGUUAUGCAAAUUUAGUGUAUAAAAAAUUAACAAAAUCAAAAAACAAAUGCAAAGAGUUCGGAUUGAAGCCUCGUUUUAUUUUCUAAACUUUG